AUGAUCCAGCACCUCGAAGAUCCCACGCAGCUCGUAUGGCUGGUCACAGGUGCCUCAAGCGGUCUUGGACUUGCGCUCGUUAAGUGCAUCCUCGCUCGCGGCGAUCGCGUCGUCGCGACGGCUCGCGAUCCCUCUAAGCUGGACGCGCUCAUGCCCGUUCUCGACGUCUUACCAGGACGGUUGUAUAUCACGUACUUGGAUGUGACGGAUACGUCAGAGAAGAUACAAUCUAUCAUGGAUGCAGCGAUACUGCGCUGGGGUCGCAUCGACGUGCUAGUUAACAACGCCGGCAUAGUCGAGGCCAUUGGGCCCGCUGAGGAGCUUGGGACGACCGAUCUCUUUCGGAGUAACAUGGAAACGAACUUCUUCGGCGUGGUGAAGUGCACGAAUGCGAUUUUGCCGCACAUGCGCGCAAGGCGGGAGGGGACGAUUGUCAUUGUAGGAUCAAGAUCUGCGUUCAAGACUGACGCUCCAGGUAUUGGUGCAUACGGGGCAUCCAAAGCUGCCGCACACGCUUAUGGAGAGACAAUUGCCUCCGAGCUUAGCCGCCUAAACAUCCGAGUUACUAUCGUGGUCCCCGGUCUCUUCCGCACUCCCUUCAACUAUGCCUCUCCGGUUAAGCCCAAGUUUGACGACUACAAUUUCUUUCACGAUCACGCUCCAGCGUACUUGAAGAUGCGCAGAACUACACCAGAAGCGGCUGAUCCAGAGAAGGGCAUGGACGUUGUCGUUGACGUCGUGCGCGGAGAAGGGAGAGCGGUGGGUACGGGCGAGUGGCCGCUUUGGCUUGCACUGGGCGAUGACGCAUUGACCGAUGUCAAGUUCAAGUUGAGUAACAUCGGAAAGACGUUAGCUGUGUGGGGUGACGCUGGAAGGGGUCUAAAGAUUGAGUAA
Peniophora sp. CBMAI 1063 is the source of this 894-nucleotide messenger RNA. The record is from the annotation of a GenBank genome assembly. NCBI's taxonomy places the organism in Eukaryota, Fungi, Basidiomycota, Agaricomycetes, Russulales, Peniophoraceae.